Aspergillus ochraceoroseus IBT 24754 is the source of this 1587-nucleotide messenger RNA. Its product is annotated as flavin monoamine oxidase family protein. The transcript has 3 exons. Gene Ontology annotation, molecular function: oxidoreductase activity. The coding region runs from base 1 to 1587 and encodes 528 amino acids. Lineage: Eukaryota; Fungi; Ascomycota; Eurotiomycetes; Eurotiales; Aspergillaceae. The record is from RefSeq and is a predicted model, not a curated record.
AUGUCAACUUGUCAGCUCAGAAUGGCUCAGUCGUUCCAUGUCACCUCCUCCAUUCCGGGUAGUAAUAACCCCCUAAAGCCCAGUAAUCGUGGCUCCGAUCUGGUUGCGCGCUUCGACGCUGUGACUCUCCAGCAGUCGGCAGUGGAGGAAGCAAGGUCGGAGCCCCAGAAGGUGAUUGUGGUGGGAGCUGGGAUUGCUGGCUUGCGUGCGGCUGCGCUGCUGCACCGGUAUGGCUGUGAAGUCGUGGUGCUGGAGGCUCGCGAUCGCAUUGGAGGACGAAUCCUAACCAGUAGAAAGGGGGACCAUGUACGGGAUAUUGGUGCCGCCUGGAUGCACGAAACUUCCCAGAAUAGCCUCGUGAAGCUCAUCCCCGAACUAUCCAUUCCCUAUUAUUACGACGACGGGGCCCCCCUCUACUUUACCCGAGAUGGUCGCGCCGGAUCCCAGUUCAAGGCCAAAAAGGUGGCCGACGAGUUCGCCGACUAUUGCGAGUGGUAUUACGAAACUCACCCGGACGAGGAGGACCGGCCGGUCGCUGAGUUCGUGAAGGAGUUCGUCCGGCAGCAUCAGCUCAUUACCGAUGACGAGCGUCUUUGGGCCCCGCAGGCACUCCGGGAGGUCGAAUUGUGGAUUGGCACCAGUACAGACCAAGCGUCCUCCAAGCAUCUGUCGUAUUUCAUCACCGAGCGCAACCUCUACAUGAAGGGUGGAUAUGAUCGGAUCGUCAAUUGGACCGCCCACAGCAGCAGCAGCAUCAUCCGGCUGAACCACCAUGUCGAGCAUGUCGAGUGGAACGAGCAUGGCGACGAACCGAUGCGCAUCCGAUACAAGGAUCCCCUGGGGGACACGCAGUGGAUUGAAGGUGAUGCCGUGGUGAUGACGGUCCCCCUGGGCGUCUAUCACCACAAUCUGCUCUCCUUCGAACCGCCCUUGCCGAGUGACAUCCAAGAGGGCCUGUCCAGGUUCAGCUAUGGCGCCCUGGGCAAAGUGUUCUUUGAAUUCACCGAUGUCUUCUGGUCGAAGGACAACGAUCAGUUUAUUUUCUAUCCCUCUCCGCCCGAGGACGCGGACUGCUUCUCGGGGUCCUCUGUUCGUUCUACCACCAGCGUGAGUUCCGUAGGAGAAAAGGACAACAUCCUCAACUAUCCCACCGUCACCAUCAACUUGUGGAUCAUGACCGGUGGCAAGGAGCUGUGUGUGCAGAUUGCCGAGCCCCUAACCCAGCGCAUUGAAGCCAUGGACGACCCCCACGAGAUUUACGGCUUUUUCGAGCCGCUCUUCAAAUUGCUCCGGACCGAGCCCUACAAAGCUCUCCCUGGCCUGGUAAAUGUUGAGACUACACAUUGGACCCAGGAUCCGUUGGCUGGGUAUGGAACCUACUCCGCCGACAAGGUUGGCGAUGAUGCAGAGCUGUUCUUCGAUGCCGUGGCCAGGUGCAAGCGCAGCCGCUUGCAAUUUGCCGGCGAGCACUGCACUCUGGUUGCCAAUGGCUGCGUGCACGGUGCAUUUAAGACGGGCGAAACUGCCGCCAAAAACCUGCUGGAGACUUUUGGCAUCCCGUAUAAUGGAAUCGAUAUGCUCGGCUGA